AUGCCAGGGCACUUGGCGUCAGCAAACACAUCCAUCACUAACCAGACGUUUACAUCAGGUACUCCACCCAAGACUUCGGACAUCUUUGCCGACAUGUUAUACAAUCUCUUCCCUGAUAAUGUGCUCGGGAUCGCACUAUUUCAGUCCCGGACAUCGUACGUUGCUGCAAUUCUUGGAUCUGGAAACGAAACAGUGCAGCGAGCAAUACAAAAGGUAGACUCAGUGAACAUGUUGGUUGGACUUUUUGAGUUUUUGUUGUGUUGCUGCUUCAGCUUCACCCCCUUCGGUGUUUGCUCCAUGAUCGCGGGCCCAAUCGCCGGUUUGCGCGACUUAAGCGGCACCUUUAGUCAGCUGGGCCUUUUCAUGGUUACGGUCAUUGCGGCUCUCGUCGCCCACAUGACCAUAAUCUUCAUCAUCUACGCCGCAUUCGCUAGGUUCAAUCCCUUUCGCCUCCUGCCCUACUGCUUCCGCACCUGGCUCAUCUCCAUUACCACUCUCGCCCCAAAAACGCUAAUGAAAUCAAGGCUUUUAGGAGCAGUUAUUUGUUUGCGAUUUCAUCUUUGGGUUGUACUUAUUCGGUGUAUUGACCUUAGUGUUGUCGCCAUUCCUGACAUGUACAAUGCCAGUGACACUUUCGGAAUAGACCCUAAGGUCUCUCGAUUCGUUGUUCCACUCACAGCAGCCUUGAAAGGCGAUGGAUCAGCCGCUUUUCUCGGUGCUUCCGCUAUUUUCAUCAUUCAACUUACCAAUACACCGAUAACUCCCGCGAUGAUCGUUAUCAUCAUUUUGGUCAUUUUGGUAACGAUUCUUGCAUCACUUGGAGUGGCAGUCAACUACGUUGGUUUGCUGUUCGCGAUUGACUGGUUUAUGACCUCAUUACCCACGUUUGUGGUAACAGAAUCAGCCUGA
This is a messenger RNA of Echinococcus granulosus, 909 nucleotides long. RefSeq names its product Excitatory amino acid transporter 2. The record is from RefSeq and is a predicted model, not a curated record. Gene Ontology annotation, molecular function: L-glutamate transmembrane transporter activity; neutral L-amino acid transmembrane transporter activity; glutamate:sodium symporter activity. NCBI's taxonomy places the organism in Eukaryota, Metazoa, Platyhelminthes, Cestoda, Cyclophyllidea, Taeniidae. The transcript has 8 exons. Gene Ontology annotation, cellular component: plasma membrane. Gene Ontology annotation, biological process: L-glutamate transmembrane transport. Bases 1 to 909 code for a protein of 302 amino acids.